Molecule: messenger RNA, 2361 nt
Organism: Camelina sativa (false flax)
Lineage: Eukaryota; Viridiplantae; Streptophyta; Magnoliopsida; Brassicales; Brassicaceae
Molecular function (GO): protein binding
Source: RefSeq, a predicted model, not a curated record
GAGAGAGAGGAGCAGGUGUUUUUUUUUUUUUUUUUAAUUUGUAUCGUUUGGGAGCUAGUUUUAGAAGAAGAGAGAGAAGUCAGCAGCAGGAGCAGCAGCUUGUCUUUGUAUUCUUUGCAAGAUCUCUUUCAUUUCAACUUCAACAGCUCCGCUUUUGUUUAGCUUCUCUCUUUCAUUACACAACAAAAAUAAAAAACUUGGGAUCAAGUUUUUGGCUUGACGCAACUCUUUUCACACUCAAGUCAACUACUAAAUUGAAGAUAAUUAGAAUCUGGAAUUGUCUGUGAAGAACUCAGGGAAAAAUUGGAUUCAAGUGCAGUUAAAGGAACAAAGAGACAGGUUGGAGUCGAUAGAGUCCAAUUUCAGAUGAGGAGUAUCAUUAGCACUUAAUCAAACACAGAUCAAGAAGAGAGAAUGAAUGUUCAAAUAGCCUAAGAAGCUGUUCUUUUUCUUUUGCAAUGGGAACAAUAGCAGAAUUGGGAACCAUGGGAAAGUUUGGAGCCAUGGCAGAAGAGCAGCAAGUUAACCAGAUGGUCAUGGAUAAACAAUCAGCAGAAGAAUGGCUAUCGCGCGUCCAUUCACUAAUACCAUCAGUGCUCAGCGAGGCCAAAACGGUUAAUAAUUUUGCAGGACGAUGGAAGACCAUAAUCUCAAAGAUUGAUCAGAUUCCAGCUUGUCUAUCUGACCUCUCAAGCCACCCUUGUUUCUCCAAGAACAAGCUCUGCAACGAGCAGUUACAGUCUGUGGCUAAGACGCUCAACGAAGUGAUAGAGCUUGCAGAGUUGUGUUCAACUGACAAGUACGAAGGGAAGCUGCGUAUGCAGAGCGAUCUCGACGCUUUAUCUGGAAAACUGGAUUUGAAUCUAAGAGACUGUAUGGUUUUGAUCAAGACCGGUGUUCUCGGUGAAGCCACACUACCUCUAUACAUCUCAAGUUCAUUGGAAACACCCAAAAUUUCCAGUUUAAAAGAACUUCUAGCGAGGCUUCAGAUCGGUCACUUGGAAUCAAAACACAAUGCUCUGGAGAACCUCCUCCGUGCAAUGCAAGAGGAUGAAAAGAUGGUUAUGCCUUUGAUCGGACGAGCCAACGUAGCAGCCUUAGUCCAACUGCUAACAGCAACUUCGACAAGAAUCAGAGAGAAAGCUGUGAAUCUAAUCAGCGUAUUAGCGGAAUCAGGACACUGCGACGAGUGGCUUAUCUCCGAAGGUGUAUUGCCUCCUCUAGUGAGGCUAAUCGAAUCAGGAAGUCUUGAAACCAAAGAAAAAGCUGCAAUUGCGAUCCAGAGGCUGUCCAUGGCAGAGGAAAACGCGAGGGAAAUCGCAGGACACGGGGGAAUCACGCCGCUGAUCGAUCUCUGUAAAACAGGGGAUUCUGUGUCGCAAGCUGCGUCUGCAGCUGCUUUGAAGAAUAUCUCAGCAGUCUCAGAGCUGAGACAGUUACUUGGAGAAGAAGGAAUGGUUAGAGUCGCGAUAGAUCUCCUAAACCACGGGAUACUGUUAGGAUCAAGAGAACACAUGGCGGAGUGUUUGCAGAAUCUCACUGCAGCGAGCGAAGCUCUACGCGAAGCCAUCGUUACAGACGGAGGAGUUCCGAGUCUCUUGGCAUACCUAGACGGUCCGCUGCCGCAAGAACCGGCGGUGACAGCGCUGAGAAAUCUGAUCCCGUCUGUGAAUUCAGAGAUGUGGGUGGCUCUGAAUCUGCUGCCACGACUGACACACGUGCUAAAUUCGGGAUCUUUAGGAGCGCAAGAAGCAGCAGCGUCGGCUCUAUGCCGUUUCGCGUGUUCGCCGGAGACGAAAAGGCUAGUGGGAGAAUCGGGGUGCGUGGCGGUGAUAGUGAAGCUUCUGGAAUCGAAAUCAAACGGAUGUAGAGAAGCGGCGGCUCAGGCGAUAGCGGGAUUGGUGACGGAAGGAAGGAUUCGGAGGGAACUGAAGAAAGACGGGAAGAGCGUGACGAACCUAGUGAUGCUGUUGGAUGCAAACCCAGGAAACACGGCGAAGAAGUACGCAGUGGCGGGGCUGUUGGGGUUGUCGGGAAGCGAGAAGAGUAAGAGAAUGAUGGUGUCGUACGGAGCCAUAGGGUAUCUGAAAAAGCUGUCGGAGAUGGAAGUAAUCGGCGCCGAUAAGCUUCUCGAGAAGCUCGAAAGAGGAAAGCUCAGAAGCUUCUUCUUUCACCACCGUUAGUUAAAAAGUAAAAACCAACCGCUUAUGGUGUGGUUUGAUGUAAGUUUAUAUAUAUAUAUAUAUAACUAACCACCCGUUAGUAUUUUGGGCUGUUGUUUCUCAGUAGCUGUUCAUAUGGGCUUUAUAUUAUAUACAGGCCCAUAAAUUACAAGUCAACCUAGUCAACUAGUUUUAAUUC